UCAAAUACCGAAGUUGAAGAAACUAUUAAGCGUCUUUCAGCAAACAAAUAUGUGAAAGAAGUAUUGAUUGUUAACAAAGAGGGGCAAACGAUUAAAUCUACUUUAGAUGAAACUUUGUCCAAAAAGUACUCAGAUUUGAUCACCAAACUUAUUGAACAAACAAAUUAUGUUAUUAAAGAGAUGGAUGAUGAAACUAAAUCU
Molecule: messenger RNA, 201 nt
Organism: Racocetra fulgida
Lineage: Eukaryota; Fungi; Glomeromycota; Glomeromycetes; Diversisporales; Gigasporaceae
Source: the annotation of a GenBank genome assembly